This is a messenger RNA of Ostrea edulis (European flat oyster), 2890 nucleotides long. RefSeq names its product neuropilin-2-like. Bases 1356 to 2117 code for a protein of 253 amino acids. The record is from RefSeq and is a predicted model, not a curated record. Gene Ontology annotation, molecular function: serine-type endopeptidase activity. Lineage: Eukaryota; Metazoa; Mollusca; Bivalvia; Ostreida; Ostreidae. The transcript is spliced from 6 exons.
GUGGAAUAGCCGUUGCAUGAAAGUUGCAUGUAUAAGAGUCCCUUUAAUGAUUGUAGAUCUGUCAUGGUAGUUUUUAGUUUUCGUAACAUUUCUAAAGGAGUGAUUUCUCCAGAUGGAUAUUGUUUAGGUAAGGAAUUCUACUAACCGUCUUAUCUGUACAUGUACUGACUAUAUUACAAUACCCAAGAAACUUAGACUGCAAGGACUGUUAUUGGACCUGCUUUCUCAUUAGCUAGAGGGAUGCCAAAUUCAGCGUAGAUGGUUUUGAACGAAGACAUCAGCAAACCACAUAUUCCUAAUGUGCUUCCAGUAAAUAUAGACAGAGCUAUCUAGGUAUUACUGGUUUGGUGUUUGAACACGAGGUUUUACUUCUAGAUCUACUACCCACUGAACAAAACAUGCAAAUGUUUCCAUUAAUACGCAGCUAAUUCAACAACCCAUGGGUAGACACCUAAUAAUUCGGGUUGUUAUUUUAAUAACUUAAUUAUAUGACUGAGUGUAUAAACACAUUUAAGUUCGACAUAGUUGUAAUAUACGGCUUUUAGAAUUUAUUAUCUAUUACUUCUCACAAAAAAUAAUAUGAAUAAUCGAAGGCAUUUCAAUACAUUCACUGUUCAAUUUCAAAAAAUUAAUUGAAUUAUGUCUUUAAAAUAUUUUAAAUGCAUACUUGUAAGUUUUUAAAAGCUUUUUUAAGAAGGCCGCUACAUGUAGCAUGGAAAAUGAAUAAUGUGCCUUUUUAUUUUUUUAUUUUUUUUAAUUUUUUUUUUUACAGCUACAUGAAGAACCUAUGGAUAGACACACAUGAUAAUACAGGUUAUUAUUGUAAUAUUAGUUAUGAAUAAUGUAGAUACAGGAUCAUCAUUGCGUCUUAAAUUUCUCUUCAUGAAUUACAUGCAUGUUCUGUCGGAUCGGCUAAGAAAUGAAUAUUGUUUCUAGAAUAUCUAAAAGCAAGAUAUUAAAAACAGAAAAUGUGGACCUUAAAGGAGGACUUGGACAGGCGGACGGACGGAAACCGAUAACAGAUAGGGAUCUAAACGCGACACUAGACCAUUACCCGUGUUUACAUUGGUCCGGUUGAUUUGGUGUCUCUGAAAUCACGAUAUCCACGAUCUCUGACAAACAGCGACUUAAUGUAAGAAAUAAUUUGCAGGGACAGAUCAAAGCCGAAAUGUUUAUGAUCCCAAAGUUACACGUAUAACGAAAACAAAUCGGACACGACCUCAUUAAAUUAAGUUUCCAAUCACCUAUCUAUAGCAAUUCCUGACCGCAGCUAAUCAAUUUUUCCUUCAUUAAACGGUGCAGUAAAUCUGCCCGAGAUGGGACGUUAGGUGGACCAAGUUGCACGCGCCUACAUCAUGAGGAAACGGGGCCUCCAGAUCCCUGCUUUUUUGUUGAACUUCAUGGUUAUAACAGCAGGCAGUGCAGUACACCGCACACUGACAGCAACGGGAUCAUCUGCCUACUUCUCCUCACCAGGGUACCCCAAUGAAUAUCCAAGCAAUUUAACACUGCAAACCACCAUACUGGCUGCCACCCAGACAGACGUCAUCCACAUCAACUUCCUGGAUUGUGACAUUGAGUAUGCGAGAGUAAAAGUGCCAUACUGUCAGAUCGACCAAAUAAUGGUUUAUGACGGGGUUUCCACGAAUGACUCAGUUUUGUACCAGGGGUGCUGUUUGAAUGACGUUACAAAACUACGUAGUUCCGGGUCAUCCCUUUUACUACGAUUUAUCUCCGAUUCCACAGUGUCUGGAAGAGGGUUUUACGUCCAGUUCUACACGAACGGCACGGAUACUAGAAGCGACAAUGAUUUAUCGUCCGGAAGUGCAAUUGUUAUCGUCAUAGUUCUGAUUGUCGUGUUUCUUGCAAGUGUCGGUGUUAUUUUACCAUUACUAUACUACAAGCACAAAUAUCCAAAAUUCAAAGUCUCCCACAAAAUUCUACCGAAAACAUCGGACAAUGUGAAGAACACGGGACCGGAAGUUAACUUGCAAAAACAACCGGUUGCGGUUGCCUCAGGAUCCAAAUCUCCCAAUCUUCUGAAAUCCUCAAGUCCUGGGACAUCAACUCCAGACUCCAGCAUUAACGGAAGGGUGCCAAAACAAAAUCUCAUGUAGUUAGGGUGGUUUUACCCAAACCAAAAUACUGUAGUAAGCUAUAGUAUACUACUGUGAACUGUAAUAUUAAAGUAUUUACAUUGUCAGUAAUUGUAUCAAAGUAUUUACGUAAUACAUGUAUAGAGAAUCAAAGUAUCUCAGUUUUCAACAUUACUUUUGGUGAUGUAAUUAAUAAAAGGUAUGGCCAUACUUAUUACAAAUAUCUGUAUAUCUUACUCCUGUAAGUCAAAGUUUCUACUAUACUGUAAUAUUAAUCUUUUUAUCGUGGUUUAACAAAGCAUUAACGUUUUUUUUUUUAUCUUCAGAACUGUAGCGAGGUUUUUCGACGCAUUUGUAAAUGAUUUUACGAUAGCAAACUUUAGUAAAAGCAUAUACAAAUGUAGCUUAAAUUUGGCGAUGUUCCCAUGGAGCCUGAAACAUGGUCGUAUCUAUCUUGCCGCGCGGCUUCCGUGCAAUGCAUAUGACAGGUACUGACUGUGCGCGAGAUUUCGGAAUCAGACUCCGUGGCCUCUCUGAUGUUGCUUAGUUUGAACAGAGACAUAUAUGCCAAGGUAUGGUAUAUAUGUCUCUGGUUUGAAGUUAUAUGUUUCUUUUUUAUCGUAAGUCCGUAUGUAGCCAGUGUACAAAUGCAUUGCACGGGCACCAAGCCAAAUGUAUACCAGACAUUACUACAUAUUGUACUGUAAUGUGUACUUUUACUUAGUAAAUUACUAUACUAGUAUUUUAAGGUAUACGCAUGUAUUAUAUGUACACUAAUAAACAUUUAUCUCUCA